AAUACAUGUGAAUUUUGUAUGACCAAAAUGAGGUUGCAGGCCUAUGUGAGGUGUGAGAAAAUGUGGUGUCAUUGGAGAACUGGGUAGCACCUAAGAAAACAUAAAGUGCUCAUCUACAGUAGGUUCAACACAAGGUUAACACACUGGACGAGUUGUAUUAGGGCUGAAAAUGGCCCUUUCAUACAUGUCUGUGGGAGGGACGUUUUCCAUAUAGGCUAUGCUGGCAUGUUAAUUGGUCUAGUUGAUUUUGAAACAUUUUGUUAAAACUCCUAUGUUUGGCGACGUAAAUAUAGAGCAAUAAUUGUUGUUUCCACUGGCUGCCAGACAUUAACAAAAUCCGCAGCUGUUGUCUUGCAGGCUCCCGCCCCAUAACCGUCGCAGCUGGCUGUGACAGGCACGGGACUGUCCCAGCUGUAGCUACUAAUUUGUUGAUGUGAGCUCCAGAGGAACACAGCCCAUCUGAAUCCAGUUGGUUAAAACGGAAAGGCCGUGUCUUCCUGCGGUGAUGUAGCAGCCACAGGUUGUUUCUGGUGGCAGUUUGUGACGACGCAGCGAAGAUGAUUCAAACAGAAUUUGAAAUGGGAUCACUCAUGCUCCGCUGGUCAAGGCCACGCGCCCCAUUUAGAUAAUUAGCCAGACUGUCAUUUUAUCACUUGUCAAUUAACCUGACCGCGAUUGCACUUUGCUUUUCUGUCAGCCUUAGCAACAAAGAAACAAACGUCUCCCAUUGGCUUCGUCCCAGUACAGACACUUCUUCCAUUCGUCCUCCUCACUGCCACUCAGGAGCGAAAUUAUCGGAAGGCUGCUGUGGCUGCUGCGGAUACAAGGCUCAGUAGGGCUGGGUAGGGUCUGGCCUGGGUGCCCAGUGGAUGCUGAGGGAGGAGGGAAGGAAACACGUUGCCGUUUGUUAUCGUAAUGUGUAUCUCAUUGAAAUGCCGCUGGCACAAUAUAAUGGAUGCAUGCUUUAUCACCAUUGCAACCCCCUCCGUGUUCUGUCAUAGUCUAAUUAGGCUAAUAAUUCAUUGCUGUGCAGCAUCUAGCGUAGACGAAUUGUUGCACCAAAUGCAGCGUUUUUCGCAGUUCAGUUUUGUCAGCCCUUGACUGUCAUCUUUUGGUGCAGAUUUCUAAUAACCCUUAAUCAUCAGUAAUUCCGCAGGGAGGCACCAUGCUGACCAGCAUCACUGAAGGAAUAUUGUGCUGCCUGACUGGGAAGGCUGCCAGUCUGGUCUUGCCCCUGGAGUCAUCAGAAUCCUCUGAUGGGUUUGAGUUUGUGGAGGUGAAACCUGGAAGGGUCCUGCGAGUGCGGCACAUCAUCCCAGAGCGGCGUCCUGCAGCAACGGAAGAGCAAGUUUCUGCCAAGGAGAAGUCGGACGGUGACUGUAAUGAUGAUGGUUCUCCUGAGGAUUAUAAUAAUGAGAGUAAUACUGGCACCAGUGUCCACUGCAAGAGGAAGAUCACAGUCUACCGCAAUGGCCAGCUGGUUAUUGAGAAUCUUGGUGAUGUUUUACACUCUGAAAUACUGCAAUGUCAAGAUGGAGAUCUGGAGCCCUGUAGCACUGUAGAAGUUGAGCUGGCUGACUACAAAGAAAUGGCCUCUUCUCCAGACCCCAACCCUGUUCCUCCUCCAGUUCCUCCACCUCCUGGGGAGCAGAAACCUGCUCCACCUCCUCGUCGCCGACGCCGCAAGCCCAAGCGCAUGGUGCUUAUUGAUUCAAAGAGGGUGAUCUCAAGCUGCAAAGGGACACACUCGGAUGUAGCGCUCUUCUUUGUGCAUGGUGUUGGAGGCUCUCUGGACAUUUGGAACAGUCAGCUGGACUUCUUCUCUCGGCUGGGCUACGAGGUCAUUGCACUAGACCUGGCAGGGCAUGGAGCCAGUAUUGCCCCACAGAUAGCAGCGGCUUAUACUUUUUAUGCCCUGGCAGAGGACCUACGUGCCAUCUUUAAGAGAUAUUCUCGUAAACGCAACAUUCUCAUUGGCCACUCAUAUGGAGUGUCAUUUUGUACCUUCCUGGCCCAUGAAUAUCCUGAUUUGGUCCAUAAGGUGGUGAUGAUCAAUGGAGGUGGUCCCACAGCUCUGGAGCCCAGCCUCUGCUCCAUCUUCCAGCUGCCAUCAUGUGUCCUUCACUGUCUGUCACCCUGUUUGGCUUGGAGCUUCCUCAAAGCUGGAUUUGCCCGUCAGGGUGCCAAAGAAAAGCAGCUGUUGAAGCAGGGCAAUGCCUUCAAUGUGUCUCCAUUUGUUCUACGAGCCAUGAUGAGUGGCCAGUACUGGCCUGAAGGGGAUGAGGUCUACCAUGCCGAACUCACUGUGCCCAUCCUUCUGGUUCAUGGCAUGUGCGAUAAGUUUGUACCUGUGGAGGAGGAUCAGCGCAUGGCAGAGAUCCUCCUGUUUGCAUUCCUAAACGUCAUUGAGGAAGGAAGUCACAUGGUCAUGAUGGAGUGUCCUGACACUGUAAACACCCUCCUCCAUGAGUUCUUUCUAUGGGAGCCUGACAUGUCCAGAAAAGACAGCAGCAAGACAGACACAGAGAAGACAGUUGCUGUUAAUGACUGUCUGCACACACUCAAAAUCAACAGACCUAUGGACAAAUAACCAGCAAGGAGUCUAGUUUUAUCCCGUAAUCAAGCGGAAGGCUAUUUUCAGCAGGUGGCAUGUAUUCUUAUGGCUGCUCUCAGACAAAGAGCAGUUUAUACAGUGUCACAUCUUCAGGUUGUGGACAGCCACUGGUGCUUCAAGAUAAAGUGGGACUUAGGCAUGGUGCCAACUAAAGAAUGGUACAACAAAGACCAAGCCAAGAUGGAUGUAAGACGGAUGCAAAAUACGCAGUCAGUUUCUGCUUCGUUUUUUUUUUUUUGAUAUGGAUAUGUACUCCACUGCGUCAUGUUUGCAAAGCAACACAAUACCUGGUGAUCAAAAGGACUACAGUAUGUCCAUUUGUGAUAUGUGUAUUAAAUAUUUCUGGUGAAGAACUGACUUCUAGAUCAUGCAAAAGGCAUUAAAUCCAUGAAAUGGUGUCUGAAUUUUCUCACCUUUAUCUUAAAUGUUCUGUAAAGUUCUGCAGAGCUUGUGGCCUAACCUUUAUGGAAUGAUUAUUAUGGCCCCUAUUAUGUGUGCUUUCAAUGAGAAGCUGGUAAAGUAAUACUGUAUGUACUGGACUGGGGAAUUAAAAAUGUGAUUGGCCUGAAUGAAGCUGAAGGACAGCUUAUAAUGAAAUUAAAGUCUUGAUGAUAAGAAUAAUUUAUUAUUCAAUACUGACAGGAAGGUAGUGGAAAAUGUGUUACAGACAUUAAAUAAAUACCAAUGUACAUAUAAAGUGUAAUUAAUUGCACCAUUUACAUAAAUUCAAGUAUGCCUGAAAGAGGAACACAUAACUCUAAUAUAAAGUCAACAUUAAAAAACUAUUUGUGUCUACAGUACAGCAAGCAUAAUGUAACCAGUUCAGCAGUUCACAGUUGCAUGAAACUUAUUUAAUGAGAGAUUUAUGUGAACUGUGCAAAAACAGUUGUUAAUAACAGACAUGGAAGACAAAAUGUUCUGCUUCUUUAAUUUAAUUUCUUCAAUACUAUGUAAUAUCCUAAAGAUACAAAGUAACACGGCCCUAAAAUGUAUCAGGGUUGUUUCUGACAGCAAUAUAUUCUGAUUGAAAAUUUCCCAGCACACUCCUCUGUAAUCAAAUGAGUGUUCCUCUUAAUGUCUAUGUAUUAUUUUGCCUCUAUUUUGAAAUAACAGCAACUGCCGUAAGGAGCUGUGGUUGUAUCGACUGCUUUAAGUUGUUGUGUGUCUAAGUUGAUAAAUGCAAAAUAAGCAUGUGUUCCUCUACACUACUGUCCAGUCCAACCAAAUUAUCUAAUAGUGUCAGACUGGCAGAAAGAGCUAAACAUUAUGCUCACUUAAAGACAUUCAUUCAUGGGUGUGGUUUUGUCUCAUAGUGGGACAGUAAGGUGCGAGUAAAAACAGUCUGAUAUGCUCCCUGACAUCUUAUGACUGGAUUAUCUUAAGACUGGAUAGUUUAUUCUAUUUUGGUAGAAAUAAAACUGGGUGUCCAGUGCUUGAAAUCAACUAUGAGUCUGCCAAAGGAGAAGAUUCCCUUAAAAAGAAGGGUAUUUGUAUUCACCAUGAUGGUCUGUUAUAUAUGCAUUUUGACAGAAUUUGAAUGCAGCAGGAGUGGUAUUAUGCAACUGGAACAAAAUAGAGAGAAACAGAGGGGAAAUAAACUGAAUGGCACUCACACCGCUAAAAUGUUAUUAUAUUCUCUGGACUCUCCAAGGACCGACAAAUGCUGCUGAUGCAAUAUACUGUUUCCUUUGUUGUAUAACUGUAUGGACUACAGGGUGCACAUAUACUUCCUCUUAUGCUAAGUGUGCAUAUACACAAAUUGUCAGUGCUCAUAUAUGUGCUGUAUCUUUUUGUGGUUAACAAAAUGUGUUAAAGUUAUUGUUGCAUUUAUUAAUAGGAAUCAUAAUAUAUGCACUUCCCAAAUGUAGAUGCAUAUAACUUGAUAUAGCCUAUCAAAACAGUUGGAUUUAGUGUAUGAAUGUGCCUUUUCUGGCAUGAAUUAAAACAGAUGUU
Monopterus albus (swamp eel) is the source of this 4567-nucleotide messenger RNA. RefSeq names its product abhydrolase domain containing 8a (gene abhd8a). The record is from RefSeq and is a predicted model, not a curated record. Gene Ontology annotation, cellular component: mitochondrion. Gene Ontology annotation, molecular function: lysophosphatidic acid acyltransferase activity; carboxylic ester hydrolase activity. Gene Ontology annotation, biological process: phosphatidic acid biosynthetic process; lipid homeostasis. NCBI's taxonomy places the organism in Eukaryota, Metazoa, Chordata, Actinopteri, Synbranchiformes, Synbranchidae. Bases 1166 to 2590 code for a protein of 474 amino acids. The transcript is spliced from 5 exons.